AUGCAGCAGAUGUAUGCUGUUAGACCGUAUCUGAACUUUCAUGAAAAUAUGCGUCCUUCUGACGUGAUGUAUCCAGUAAAGAAUUAUCAUGCUGUUCUCCCUACUGGUGGUGGUGUCAAAUUUGCAAUGGAAGAAAGUUUGAGGGAAAUCAUCAACAGAAAUCAGCUGAAACUCGUUGAACAGCUUACAGCAUUUAUUGAUGAUUUGAAUAAGACAUUAGUAAACUGUUCUUCAUCUUCAGUAAAAAUUAAGACAACAUUUAAAGAAUCGAAGGCCAUCCCUAGUGUUCUGCAACAACAGUUUGCAUUCAGGAAGAGUAAAGUCAAUACUUUAUCAAAAGAGGAAAUAGGUGCAUGCUGUUCUCCAACACUAACUGUUUUCAAAACCGUAAAAUAUCCCACGAGUAGGAUCACACUUGUUGGCGAUAUUGAACAGCUGUGGUUGAAAAAUUUAGCGAAAGUUACUAUGGGAACUUCGAUACGGUUUGAAGGAUUAAAUGAUGGAAUCAGUGCACCACGUUGUACUGUUAAACUGCAACCAUCUAGUAAUAAAAAAUUCGUUGCCGAAAUAAAUGGUACGAAGGUGUCAGAGCAUAUUUCAGUUUGGAAGUUACUUGGUACACUGACUUCUCUUUAUCCAACGGCUUCGGAGCAUGCAGAUAUUUGUACUCACAUGGAUUACUGGUUACAAUUGAUAGAUGAUGUGCUAUUGAACAGACGUAGUGAAAAUAAUUUAUGUCGUCAAAUGAGUAUUGCUUUAAGCCAUCACGAUUAUCUGGUUCCAAAUGUUGCUGCAACGCUAGUUGAUGUUCUUGCAUAUUCUGUUAUUAGAAAACAGUCAUAUUAUUCAAAUAAUGUUGAGUUGUGGUUACUGCGUAUGGAUAAAUUGUUCUGUAGAUGUAAUCGCACUUCUAAUUUUGUAGUUGAUCUUACCUAA
Molecule: messenger RNA, 936 nt
Organism: Brugia malayi
Lineage: Eukaryota; Metazoa; Nematoda; Chromadorea; Rhabditida; Onchocercidae
Gene: Bma-mrps-25.1
Exons: 4
Coding region: 1-936 (311 amino acids)
Source: RefSeq, a predicted model, not a curated record